GGCUUCUUUAGAAUAAAACCCUCGGAGAAGCCUCCCGUCCUCACGCAGCCUCCUGCAGCAGCACAUAGGGUUCCAUCUCAACUCUCUCUGCAACUAAUGGGUCCCAAAAAAGGUGGGAAGGCUGCAGUGCCAGCAAAGAAAAAGACUGAAAAGGUUGUGAACCCCUUGUUUGAGAAGCGUCCAAAGCAGUUUGGGAUAGGUGGUGCAUUACCACCAAAGAAGGACCUGACUAGAUUUGUCAAAUGGCCCCAUGUGGUCCGUAUCCAGAGGAAAAGGAGGAUUUUGAGGCAACGGUUGAAGGUUCCUCCUGCUUUGAACCAGUUUACUAAAACCCUUGACAAGAACCUUGCUACAAAUCUUUUUAAGAUGUUGCUCAAAUAUAGACCUGAGGACAAGGCUGCCAAGAAGGAAAGACUUCUAAAAAGAGCACAAGCUGAAGCAGAGGGGAAAACUGCAGAGUCAAAGAAACCCAUUGUUGUCAAAUAUGGGCUUAAUCACAUUACCUACCUCAUUGAGCAGAACAAGGCUCAGUUGGUGGUAAUUGCACAUGAUGUUGAUCCAAUUGAGCUUGUUGUUUGGCUACCAGCUUUGUGCCGGAAAAUGGAGGUCCCUUACGCAAUUGUGAAGGGCAAGUCUCGUCUUGGAGCGAUUGUUCACAAGAAAACAGCCACGGCUUUGUGUCUUACAUCAGUGAAGAAUGAGGAUAAGUUGGAAUUCAGCAAGAUUGUUGAGGCUGUUAAGGCCAACUUCAACGACAAGUAUGAUGAAUACCGCAAGAGAUGGGGAGGUGGCAUCAUGGGAUCCAAAUCUCAGGCUAAGACAAAAGCCAAGGAGAAACUCAUAGCCAAGGAGGCUGCACAAAGAAUGUCUUAAGUGUUUCAACGCAUAGUAGAAGGAGAAGCGCAUAAUAUAACAGAACUCUUCUACAAAAGUUUCUUGCAUAUCAGCCAUCAUUUUGCUUGUCGACUAGGCUAAGUUUUGUAUUUGGUCAUCUAGCUGAGAUACUAGUAUUCUAUUUGAGUUCUUGAGUUAUCCUUUGGUAGGAGAAAAUUAAAACAACUUCUGCUUUUUGGAGAACUGAUCUGCUGACUUGAGAAGUGAUGCUUUGUUUUAUUCACCCCUAUGAUUUGCUGUUGCCGUUGAAA
Molecule: messenger RNA, 1145 nt
Organism: Vitis vinifera (wine grape)
Lineage: Eukaryota; Viridiplantae; Streptophyta; Magnoliopsida; Vitales; Vitaceae
Product: 60S ribosomal protein L7a-like
Exons: 7
Coding region: 97-873 (258 amino acids)
Biological process (GO): ribosome biogenesis
Cellular component (GO): ribonucleoprotein complex
Source: RefSeq, a predicted model, not a curated record